GGAGGACAGCGGGGAGGAGCACGGAGGCGAGCCGCCGCCGCCGCCGCCGUCAGGAGCAGCGAACGUUAGCUUAGUUUGUGGGGAGAAGGACGUUACUCUGACAGCUGGAAGUGCGCAGAGAUGGAGCUGUCGGCAAUUGGCGAGCAAGUGUUCGCCGUGGAAUCAAUUCUCAAGAAAAGAGUUAGAAAGGGGAAUGUGGAGUAUCUGCUGAAGUGGAAGGGAUGGCCUCCAAAGUACAGCACCUGGGAACCCGAGGAGCACAUCCUGGACCGGCGCUUGGUGCAGGCCUUCGAGGAAAAAGAGGAGAAGGAGCGAGCCGUAGGCCACAAGAAGAAAGGAUCCAAAGCCAAAAAAGUCCUUCUGCAGAAUGCGAUGUACACCAUGGAUCUCCGCAGCGCUCACAAGAUGGACGCCAAACCUGCCCCCCGCCUCCGCCUGUCCCUGACGCGCUCCCUGGACGCCGACGGCGAGGAGGAGCACCGGAAAAGCCAACAGAGGAGGUCGGAGGGCCCCCCGAAUCUGACAGGAGAAGAUUGGGAGGUGCUGGGAGCGGAGGAGGAGAACAGCGUGGACGAUGACGAGGAUGAGGAAGAGCAAGAGGAGGCUGAGACUGAGGUGGCGAAGAAGAGCGGUGGACGGGAGGGGGCGGACGGGCGGAGUUCCACCGCCGCCGCCCCGGGGGACGCCGCCUGGAGACCCGUCCUCGGCCCGGGGGAGGUGACCGUCACCGACGUCACCCUCAACUCGCUCACUGUGACUUUCAGGGAGUCCAGGGUGGCCAAAGGCUUCUUCAGAGACCUGGGCCUGAAGGUGUGAGCCGGUCGCCAGGGGAGACGCCGCCCGAUGGAAGCUGGAGGAACUGACUAGUGCAUUUGGCGAGAGGCGGUGGAGAAAAGGGUUCUCUUCUCUUUGCCUCUCGCUCUCGCUGUCCGCCCGGCUCACCGAGUGGUAACGUUUACAUGCACAGAGUCGCCGGACUCUGUGGGCAGGCCUCGGCUGUGGGUCAAUUCAAGUUAGCAGGACUGGGACCCACCCCAAAACCAAAAAAAAAAAAAAAAAGAUAGCCCCAGGAAAAAGCAAGGUGGCAUAUGCAUAAACCAGUAUUUGUCACUGGUUAAAGCAUUGAAAAACCGAAAAAAUGUCCCACAGGUGCGGCCACCAUGACUCACAUCUUGUGUCCAGUGGCUCCCCGGGUCAGAGGUCAUCUGUAAACAUCUUUAAAAUGAUGUGCGUGUUUGCACAUGGGGCUAGGGUCAGGGUAAGUGCCUGUUUUUAGUCCUGGUUGCUCUGACAGUAGCAGUGGACUAGACUAAAACACUGGAGGAGGGGGGGGGAUGACCCUGUCAUCGGACCUAAAAAGCGAACAGUAGCCCACUUUUCUAGAAAUGUGGAAAGAACAACAGGUUCAAAAUGACGGCGUCGCACCAAACUGGAGCCGAAAAUCAUCUGCCAUGUGGACACUUAGUGUCAGGAACAGUAUUUUAAUCCCGACCUCAACUACCAAUCACAGUACAGAGCACCCCAACGGCGAGUGUGAGGCCGGGACGAGGAGGAUUCCUCUGUGCAUGUAAACAGACGUCUCUUCCACACUAAGACAUAGUGUACAUACUCCAGACUCCAGUGAGGUGGACACACAGCGAUGGACCCGUCAGAAUACAGACUGUUAUCACCGAACAACACGUGGCCCGGUCUUGUGCGCGUUUCAGAGUCCUCCGGGAGACGGCCUGAUCCGCCUGCAUGCCUUUCUCCCCCCCAGUGCAGUUCUAUGAAUGCUAGGCAUCCAGCUCUUUGUCCUAAAACAUGACGCUCAUCAUGCGAGAGGCGACCCUUAACCAGAAAUCUGGAACGUGGCAUGAGAACGAGUGUCCACCAGUGGCCUGUUUAGUCAGAGAUGACUGUAGAAAAUCAAAGAAAUAGAGUUUUCUGUCGAGGGGCUUAAAAAAAAAAGUAGAGGAGGAACAUUAACUUUUUUUCCCCCACAGAAUUUUCCAAACAAAUCAAAUAUCUAAUGAGGAGGCUGAGACUUAACACCGCCGGCUUCCCGCCCUGUGGUGUGUCACGUCUGUGGAAUCUCCCACAGCGGCGUCCGUUGGGCCCUCGUGUUGUUUUUGUUCCGCACUGAGGACGACGGCUCAGCAUCUUGUGAUCCAGAGAAGAAGUCUCUGUGCGGCAACGGAGCCGCGCGGAUUGGAAGUGCCUGAUGUCGCCCAAUUUUUGUCGUUUGUUUGACGCACUAGAAGACCAAUGCCUCUCCUCAUCCGUCAGAUACACACCAGGAGCUUCUUUUUUUUUUUACUUUCUCUGUCUGUAAGCACCAUCCUCCAUUGAUUUUAUGAAGACAAUACAAGGAGAUAAUAGAUGGGAACAUGGUUAGGGUUGGGGGGGGGUAAAAGCCUGUUUUUUAGUCCUUAUUUUUCUACAUUGACCUGAAUGUAUAUUUAUUCUUUAGAUACCUGUGUAUUUGUCAUGCAGGUGCCUGAACAGGAUCGUUUUUCUACGGUUGGUUGUUACCACGGAGCUGAUGCCAUAUUCAGUAUAAAUGCACUGACAUGAAAAGGAAGAAAAAAAAAAACGAGCGUUGCCUAAUGUUGUCGCUUGCGCCGCAUUCAUCCACCUCCGAGCGCAGAAUCUUGCACUUUAUCGUGAUGUAACCCUGCACAUUACCUGCUCCAGUCUACGAAGACUUGUGUAGAGACUGUUUCUAUGGUAACACUGAAAUAAAUGUUGAUCAUGUUUAAUA
Menidia menidia (Atlantic silverside) is the source of this 2740-nucleotide messenger RNA. Lineage: Eukaryota; Metazoa; Chordata; Actinopteri; Atheriniformes; Atherinopsidae. The record is from the annotation of a GenBank genome assembly.